Strongylocentrotus purpuratus (purple sea urchin) is the source of this 1562-nucleotide messenger RNA. It is a transcript of the gene rplp0, whose product is annotated as 60S acidic ribosomal protein P0. Gene Ontology annotation, molecular function: large ribosomal subunit rRNA binding; structural constituent of ribosome. The coding region runs from base 149 to 1090 and encodes 313 amino acids. The record is from RefSeq and is a predicted model, not a curated record. The transcript is spliced from 8 exons. Lineage: Eukaryota; Metazoa; Echinodermata; Echinoidea; Camarodonta; Strongylocentrotidae. Gene Ontology annotation, cellular component: cytosolic large ribosomal subunit. Gene Ontology annotation, biological process: ribosomal large subunit assembly; cytoplasmic translation; ribosome biogenesis.
UCCCUAAAGACUCGGGCGGAGUAUGCAUGUAUAAACGUGCAAAGCACGUGUAAUAGUUACCUGCCAAAUCAGUCUCUUUCGCAUUCAUCAUCUUAUUACUUAUUGUCUUGUCUUUAAAUCAGCUUCGGCGAUCCUUGAGUCACACAAGAUGGUCAGGGAAGACAAGGCCACAUGGAAGUCCAACUACUUCGUCAGACUCAUUGAAAACUUGAAUGAGUAUCCCAAGUGCUUCAUCGUCGGCGUUGACAAUGUCGGCUCCAAGCAGAUGCAGGCAAUCCGUUCCUCGCUUCGAGGACACGGUGUCGUCCUCAUGGGCAAGAACACCAUGAUCCGCAAGGCCAUCAGAGGUCACAUGGAGAAUGAUCCUGGUCUGGAAAAGCUCCUUCCCCACAUGAAAGGCAAUGUUGGAUUUGUAUUCACCAAGGGAGAAUUGCUGGAGGUCCGAGAAAAGAUCCUGGCUAACAAGGUCGCUGCCCCAGCCAAGGCUGGUGCCCUCGCACCAAUUGAUGUGUUCAUUGACAGCGUCAACACCGGCUUGGGACCCGAGAAGACCUCUUUCUUCCAGGCUCUUUCCAUCGCCACCAAGAUCGCCAGGGGAACCAUUGAAAUCUUGAACAAAGUACAUCUGAUCAAGCUGGGCGAGAAGGUAGGAGCUUCUGAGGCCACUCUGCUUCAGAUGUUGAAGAUCUACCCCUUCUCGUAUGGUCUCCAGAUCCGCCAAGUGUACGAGGCAGGCUCUGUGUUCCAUCCCAGCAUCUUGGACAUCACCGAUGAGGACAUUCACGUCAAGUUCAUCGAGGGUGUGGCCAACGUGGCUGCACUCUGUCUGCAGAUAGGGUACCCAACCCCAGCCAGUGUGCCUCAUUCCAUCGUCAAUGGCUUCAAGAAUAUCCUGGCCAUUGCUGUUGCAACGGAGAUCACAUUCGCCCAGGCAGAACAGGCUAAGGCCUUCCUGGCAGAUCCAUCAGCAUUCUUAGCGGCAGCAGCAGCAUCAGCUCCAGUUGCUGAGAAGAAGGAAGAGGUAGCUGCAAAGAAGGAGGAAUCUGAGGAGGAAUCCGACGAUGACAUGGGUUUCGGCCUCUUCGACUAGUCCACACCGGGGCUCAAAUCUCUUCUUCUUAUCACAAGCCUACAGUGAAAUGCGACCUGAAUAUAACAUCACCAUAUGCUGAGACUUUGAUGACUUAACCAUGUGUGAACGGGAUUCGUCUCUCGCUCCCCCGUGUCCUUGACUCUCAUUUCGACAACACCACGGAAGCAAAUGUUUCGUACUUGUCACUGACCAUGUUCAGUUUUCCAGACAUCGUCUCAAUAUUACCUCAAUAUCACAACAGCCUAAUGCCAAGAUUCACCAAUCUUUAUACCCAUGAUUUGAAAUAUCACUGCAUCGUGUUUAUAGACGUAACUUUCAUUUCAACCCCAGUUGUUUUAUUUCUCAGCAUGUUUUUAUAGAACGGUACCUUUUCACUGGAAGCUUGUGACUGAAGCAAGCAUAUGGGAUAUUCAUCUUGAUUUCAAUGCUCGUGUGAUGAGAUGAUUAAAUAAUAACCAUCUACAAUUAA